Messenger RNA from Arxiozyma heterogenica, 519 nucleotides. It is a transcript of the gene RPC17, whose product is annotated as DNA-directed RNA polymerase III subunit RPC17. The transcript has a single exon. Lineage: Eukaryota; Fungi; Ascomycota; Saccharomycetes; Saccharomycetales; Saccharomycetaceae. The record is from RefSeq and is a predicted model, not a curated record. Gene Ontology annotation, biological process: transcription initiation at RNA polymerase III promoter. Gene Ontology annotation, cellular component: RNA polymerase III complex. Bases 1 to 519 code for a protein of 172 amino acids. Gene Ontology annotation, molecular function: nucleotide binding.
AUGAGAGUAAUUAAAGCUAGAGAUGCAUUUUUCAGUGAUUAUGAAGCAUUACAGUUCUUAUCGAAAUUACAAAGAAAACACAGAUGGGAUGAAAAUAGUUUGCAAGAAAUGAAAAAUUUUAAUAAGAAUAAAAAGGGGAGAUUUCAGAAGAGACCAUAUAACCAUCCUGUGUUACAAGGAAUAGUUAAUGAUACAUUGUCAUAUUUAACUAUAAGUAAAUCUAUUGCUGCCACUCAAGAUAAUGAAGAAGAAAAAGAAGAAAAUGAAGAGACCAAGAAAAAAGAGAAUGAAAAACAAAGACAAUCACCGCUUACUAAAUUGAAUGACAAAAUGUUUACUCAAUUAAUGAACAAAUUGAACAAUUUUGAACUUUACAAGAUUGAGAAGUUACAAAUAGUGAAUCAGUUACCUACCAAUAUGGUUCACUUAUUUUCAAUCGUAGAAGAAUGUGACUCAAGGUUCACAGAAGAUCAAAUUAAUGAAAUGAUUGAAUUAGUUGCUUCGUAUGUAAACAUAUAG